Messenger RNA from Rotaria socialis, 1440 nucleotides. The record is from the annotation of a GenBank genome assembly. NCBI's taxonomy places the organism in Eukaryota, Metazoa, Rotifera, Eurotatoria, Philodinida, Philodinidae.
AUGACGACAAGACAUUCGGAUAAUGACUUCGAUACAUCUCGUAUCGGUCAAAUAUCAUCAGCAUCACCGGCUCGUGAUAGUGGUUAUAUUGAACAUACCAAUAACGGCCAAGGUGAAAACGGUUAUAGUGUUGAUAUAAAUGAUAGUCAGAAUGUAAACUUAUCACAAACAGGUUAUUCGCAAGGCAGUGGGAGUGGUGCUGGCGCAUCGUCUGGCUCAAAACCUGAAGAUGAAAGAAAAUUAUUUGUUGGUGGUUUGACGUGGGAUACAACACAAGAAGAUUUACGUGAAUAUUUUUCUAGUUUUGGUAAUGUUCUUGAUUGCUCAAUUAAACAUGAUCCAUCAACAGGACGUAGUCGUGGUUUCGCUUUUCUCGUAUUCGAUUCCAAAGAUAUUGUUGAAAGAAUUCUUUCUCAAAACGAUCAUUUUGUUAAAGGACGUAGAGUUGAUCCGAAACCAGCACAUCGUCGUCUAAAUGCAGCUAACAAUCAAAUGAAUAAUAUUACUAAUAAUAAUGUAUCAUCACAAUCUUCUCUAUAUGGUGUUGGCCCAACAUCAGCAGUGCCUUAUACCAAUAUGAUGAUGGGCGCAGGUGCUAGUGCAAAUCCGUAUAGUAAUAAUCGUAAAGUAUUCAUUGGUGGCCUUGAUCCAAGUUUUCCUGAUACAAAAUUACGAGAAUAUUUUUCAAAAUUUGGUCAAAUUGAUGAAAUCGAUCUACCAUACGAUAAAGAAAAAAAUGAACGACGUCCAUUCUGUUUUAUUUCAUUUCAAACUGAACAAGCAGCACAAGAAGUACUUCGUUUACAACGACAUACCAUUGGCGAUAUCAGUGUUGAUGUUAAACGUGCUAAACCAAAAACAAUGAACAAUCAACAACACCAACAAUUGCAACAACAAAUCUAUGAUCCAUACGGACAGCAAGCUACGUAUUCAAAUUAUGGAGCUGGCGUACCAUCGUAUGGCCAAAGUGCUGCUUAUCAAACACAGGAUGCCUAUACUCAUUGGAAUGCUUACACAUACAAUCAACAGGCAAAUCCUGCAACAUACCCAUAUGGUAGUUCUGGUUCAACAGGUGCUCCUAGCCCUGGACCAUCAUCUUAUUCUCAAUAUCCAGAGCAUCAAUCGAAUUCUCAGUAUCAAUAUACAUCAUCGACCACAGCAGUAAAUCCCAGCGAUUAUUACUCUCAAUAUGGUUACGGGGCUCCACAAACAACAGGUGUUUAUGCUGAACCCAAUGCCUAUAGCGCUAGCUAUGAUUAUUCCUCAUACUAUCCAUCAAUGAAUACAGGUAUGAGUGGUACAAUGGGCGAUAGUGCUACUGGACAGCAAACAGGUAAUUCACCGGGUAAUCAAAAUGAUUAUGAUCACGACAAUCACCAUGGAAAAUCCAAAACAACCAUUGUUGCCAGUCCUACUUAUCAUCCGUAUUCUCGAAGUUAG